Orbilia oligospora ATCC 24927 is the source of this 1641-nucleotide messenger RNA. RefSeq lists its product as uncharacterized. Bases 1 to 1641 code for a protein of 546 amino acids. Gene Ontology annotation, molecular function: pyridoxal phosphate binding; threonine deaminase activity. The transcript is spliced from 4 exons. NCBI's taxonomy places the organism in Eukaryota, Fungi, Ascomycota, Orbiliomycetes, Orbiliales, Orbiliaceae. The record is from RefSeq and is a predicted model, not a curated record. Gene Ontology annotation, biological process: L-threonine catabolic process.
AUGGCACCCGCCGAAACAUACCCACGUAUCAACGGGAUCACGGAAUACGCAGCGACUCCAUCGCCGAAUAGUGGCUAUUCCAAGGCAAAGUUCGAUAUUCCACCGGACUACCUUCUUCCAGAUGGAAAUCCAGAUUAUCUUCGUCUUAUCUUAACCUCUCGAGUCUACGAAGUCAUCAAAGAAACACCAUUGACUUACGCUACAAACCUCAGUUCGAGGUUAAAAUGCAAUGUCCUACUGAAACGAGAAGAUCUCCAACCGGUAUUCAGCUUCAAGAUUCGAGGUGCACAUAAUAAGAUUGCACAUCUGUCAGAUGAAGAACGGAAGAAAGGCGUGGUGGCUUGCUCUGCCGGGAACCACGCCCAAGGUGUGGCCCUCUCUGCCAAAUCACUUGGUAUUCCAGCCACUAUAGUAAUGCCCAUGGGCACACCCGCAAUAAAACACAUCAAUGUCGCCCGUCUGGGUUCCAAAGUCGUCCUCCACGGCCAGGAUUUUGAUGCUGCAAAGGAAGAAUGCAAGCGCCUGGAGCUCGAACAGGGUCUCACCAACAUCUCCCCUUUCGACGACCCCUAUGUUAUUGCUGGACAAGGGACCAUUGGUAUGGAACUUGUCAGACAGUGUAACCUACGGGAGUUGAAAGCUGUGUUCUGUUGCAUCGGUGGCGGAGGCUUAAUUGCCGGUAUUAGCGUUUAUUUGAAAAGAAUUGCACCGCAUGUUAAGGUUAUUGGUGUGGAGACCUACGAUGCUAAUGCGAUGCACCAAUCGCUAGAACAGGGGGAUAGAGUAACCUUAAAGGAUGUUGGACUAUUCGCUGACGGUGCGGCGGUAAAACUUGUCGGCGAAGAGACUUACCGUUUAUGCAAAGAAAAUGUGGAUGAGGUCUUACAAGUUUCGACAGACGAGAUUUGUGCAGCGAUUAAAGAUGUCUUUGAAGACACCAGAGCGAUUGUGGAACCUGCAGGCGCACUGGCCCUCGCAGGGCUCAAGAAAUAUGUUGGAACCCGACAGACCGAAGAGACAGAUGCAUACACUGCCGUGCUAUCAGGUGCAAACAUGAACUUUGAUCGACUGCGUUUUGUUGCUGAUCGUGCACAGCUUGGUGAGAGGAAGGAGGCGCUGUUAUCAGUGAUUAUUCCGGAGAAGCCCGGUUCUUUUCUAACUAUGAUAGAGGUUGUGCUACCACAUACCGUUACCGAAUUUACAUACAGGAUGAACCACAAGGAUCGAGCACAUAUAUUUAUGACGAUACAGGUUAAGGAUAGAGAUGAAGAUCUACCGCAGAUAUUGAAAAAUUUGAAUGAUAAUGGGAUGGAGGUCGAGGAUAUCAGCGACAACGAGUUCGCAAAGACCCAUGCAAGAUUUUUUGUCUCUGGAAAACCGGUUGAAAAUGAAAAGCUUUAUGCUUUUGAAUUCCCCGAAAGGCCUGGUGCCCUUGCCAAAUUUUUAAGAACAAUGAGGCCAAGUUACAACAUUAGCACAUUUCAUUACCGAAAUUAUGGAUCUGAUGUGGCACAUAUAUUGGCCGGUAUUCAAGUACCCCAAGAGGAUUCGGGUACUUUCAGCACGUUCUUAAAAGAGCUUGGGUAUCCAUUCAGAGAAGAAACAGAGAAUCCGGUAUACAAAACUUUCUUUUGUCAAUGA